AUGGGUGCGUGUGAGAAUUCGUUUGAGCCGCACGAGCCCUUGAAUCUUACUGCCACUGAGCAUCAUUCGUGCUUGGAAUUUAUCAAGGAUUCUGAACAGCUGCCAACCUUGGAGACUGGUCGCAUUCUAAUCGAUUCUAAUGUGGACCCCUCUAGUGCAAUUGAUGAUGGGUUUGCGGAGUUGUCUCAGAGAGAUAAUGUUGUCUGUGCUAGCUACAGUGAUGUAACGGAGGCUGUGUCAGUUGAUAUGGGAAUUGGGUUGACGGGUGAGGGGGAUAGUGCUGCUGGUUUGAUAGCAGGGAAGUUGUUGGAGGAUGAAUCUGGGUUUAGUGUGGGUUGUUUGGAUGAGAAGCAAAGUGGGAUAGAUGACUGUAAUGGGGAAACAGAUAGAUUCUGGGAGGAAAAAGUAGGACUUGGAGGUGAGAAUGGUGGACCACUAGAUUGUGGAAGCUCUUUGGAAUUGCUGCUUGUCCCUGAUGCACUGAGAAAUUUUGAUCAACCGGAUGGUCGAGUGGAUGAUAAGAAUGCUCAUUUUCAAGGUGUUACAGAAAAGGAAAGUAAUGGUUUAGCUACAGUAGAGGCUGAUACUUCUGAUGAAGUAGUGCCUUCAAUACCUGUGAAUGAUAUGACUAGUAGUUGUGUUCAGCAAGAUGACCAGAAUGAUGAUGAGAGUGGCAGUAUUCAAGGGGUUAUGGUAGAUAAAAAUGAUGGUUUAGCUGACAUAGAGACUAUUAAUUCUGAGGAAAUAGUUCUUUCACCGGGCUGUGAGAUGCCAGCAGAAUUAAUGCAAGCAAAGGAUUGGUGCGGAAAUGGUGAUCGACAAGAUGACCUGAGGGAUGAUAAGAAUGCCAGUGUUCAAGGGGUAAUGGAAAAAAAUAGUGGUGGCUUAGCUCCAGUAGAAGUUGAUACUUGUGAUGGAAUAGUGCAUUCUUCGGAUCAAGAAAUGCCUGCAGAACUAAUAUUAGAAAAAGGUUUGCCUAGUGAUGGCAGUGAACAGUACAAGCAUGAUUGUGGUACCUCUCAAGAACCAGUCAUGGAAGAGAAAUUUGGCAUUUUAACUGGGCUAGAGAGUAGCAAUCUUCAAGGUGUGAUGGAAUGGAAAAGUGACCGCUUAGUGGCAACAGAGGCUGCUGAUACUUGUGAAAACAUAUUGUCUUCACUGGGCUAUGAAAUGCCUGCUGAACGUUUGCCUAGAGACGGUGUUGAACUGGACAGUAGUACCUCUAUGGUGGUGACCAUGGAAGAGAAAAACGGUUAUUUAGCUGGAAUAGAGAGUAUUAGUAGUGAAGGGUUCUUGGAAGAAAAAAGUGAUAGUUUAGCUGCAAUAGAGACUGCUGCUUGUAAUGAUAUAGGUCCUUUACAAGGCUGCAAAAUGCCUGCCGGAUCAAUUUCGGUGAGUGGUUCGCCUAGAAAUGGUCUCGGACUGGACAAGCAGGAUGGUGGUACAUCUCCCACUGUGGUUCCAGAAGAGGAAAGUGUUCUUUUGACUAGGUUAGAGAUUGAUAAUCAAGGCCAAAUGUUGCCUUCGCUUGACCAUGAGCAGGUUGACCAGAAGGGUGAUCAGAUCAUUUGCUGUCCCUUUGCAGGAGGGAUUAUGCAGGAGACAAGUGGUGUUUUAGACGCGACAGAGACUACUACUUCCAACUGGUUGUUGUCAUCACAGGGCCUCGAUAAGGCCUUGAAAUUAAUGCUCUUGACUGGUUUGCCAGAAGCAAGUGUUCAUCAUGAUGAACAGAAGCUGAUUCCAAGGAAGCUGGACCCUAAGGCUGUCAAAGGUCUAACCAUAGAGAGGGAUCCAGAGCAGGAAAGUAAUGCCUCAGCCAGGUUAGAAGCUGAUAGCAAUACCCAGGUAUCACCACAUAGUGCUAUUGAUUCUAGCAGUGCAGGUGACUGUUCUGGAGAGACAGACAAUGAAGCAAAGAAUCAUCUCAGCACUGAUAGUGUUUCUGAAAACAAGUGUCAUGACAUUGCAUCAUCUUCACGAAGGAGCAAUGGAGUACGUAAAUCAAGCCAGAAGACCCAUACGAAAAGGGCUGCAAGGAAACCUAGGAACACAACCAAAGUCCCAAACCUGCAUCGAGGUAUUGAGAUUAACUUCAAAAGUGUUACAAGGAGGCGAAGCUGUUUCUCCAAACCAGCUCGGUCUUCUGCUUGGGGAUUAUUGAGGAAUAUUACACAGACUUUUAUGCUGAUUAAUGGUCUCAGACUUGAUGAAAUUGAGAAUCAUGGAUCACAGAAAGCAAGGGGUGGCCGGGGAAGCAGAAAGCGAAAUAAUCAUGCUGGUGGAAGCUCACGAAGUUCCAGCAAGAAAGGUUGUGCUUUGGCUAGUUGCAUUCGUUUGAAAGUUAAAGUGGGAAAAGAAGCUUGUCAAACUGAAGGUAAUCCGAAGAUUAUGCUCCCAGAGGUAAUUGAUACCAAGGCAUCUGCUGAUCUUAUAAGCGAUUAUGGGGCUGAGUCACACCAGGAAACCAGUUUUGAAAUUUCAAAGUCAGCCCAUUGUGCUGAAGAUAACGUGGCCCAAGAGGGAGAUGAAAAACAGCUUUGCUCUUUUGACAUUAAGUUGGAGAAGGAAGAAGCACACUGCGAUGCUUCUGCUUUGGAUGUAAAUCUUGCAAACAAGGACGUGGAGGACGCUGUGACUUCUGAAAAGUCAUCUGGAGAUAUUGUGGAAGAUUAUCUUGAGGUUCCUCCCCAUACAGAGGUUGAAGCACUGGGAGUAGCUACUGAGAAGAGGUAUACAGAUCCUGGAACUUCACCAGAUUCAGAAGUUAUCAAUAUAGUACCCGAGGGUCAAGUUGAUGCAAGAUGUCAAGAAGAUUUUCCUGAUGCCAUUCUGUCUUCUUCCAAGGUUUUUGCUGCAGAUGAAGGGGGUAAUGUUAAAUCGGCAAAGAAACGAGGGGGUAGGCAGAGAAAGGGUGAUGGCCUUUCCUCUAGUGAGAUCCUUACUUCAUCCACCAGUGCAAAUGGCUCGAUCAACACACCAAGCAGUAAAGAAUGUUCCACAGGUCAGGUGCCUUUGUCAAGAGAGACUGAACUUGAAGUCUCUGGAGAGGCUUUGAGAGAAGAAAUCAGUAUGGAAACUAAAAUAUGUGGUGGACUGGAUGCUGACCUUAGGUCAUCAGAAUCACAGAUUUCAAAAAACCCUAUUCCUUCAACUAAAUCCAGGGGAUGCCGACUUCCAAGGAAAACUAAUGGAGUGAACAAGGGAAGGUCCAAAGUCUCUGACUCUGCAAAAAGCCGGAGGGCAAAUGGCUGCAAGGAGAGAGGAAAUGAUCGGAAGUCAGUUAAAAAGAACAAAGCCAAGGAGAGGAGUGUUUGUGAUCAUGUUGUUCACAAAGGUGGUGAUGUUCCAGAAAUAGAUGACAAUGGAAAAGUCGAUGUUGGUGCUGAUGCUGCUGCAGAAGAGGUAGCUAAUUUGGACAUGUCGUCAAGUGGUAUAAUGGAGCAAAAUUCAUCCCCAGAUAAUGCUUGGGUUCGCUGUGAUGAUUGUCUUAAAUGGCGGCGUAUUCCAGUUGGACUUGUAGAAUCUAUUAGUCAAACACAUUGCCAAUGGAUCUGCAAGGACAGCACGGAUAAAGCCUUUGCCAAUUGCUCCAUCCCUCAAGAGAAGUCAAAUGCAGAAAUUAAUGCAGAGUUGGGUAUAUCAGAUGCUGAUGAGGAUGCUUGCGAUGCCCCUUCAAAUUAUAUGGAAUUGGAAUUUAGACAGACAUCAGUUUCCAAGGAGUAUGAAUUUACACGCAUUACUACCAAUCAGUUUCUGCACCGUAGCCGUAAAACUCAAACUAUUGAUGAGUUGAACUCUAUCUCAGAUGCAUAUGGGCUUGGUUUCUGGGAUUUCUUGAUGGCUGCCAUGCAUAAUGGCUCCUUUUUAGACCUGGCUAGUUUAGGACUGGAACAUGUAAAGUGCAGUUUAGGUUGUGGAGAUGAAUGCUUGAAUCGAAUGCUUAAUAUUGAGUGCGUUCAAGGCACAUGUCCAUGUGGGGACCUUUGCUCAAAUCAACAGUUCCAAAAACGCAAUUAUGCCCAAAUGACAUGGGAGCGAUGUGGGAAGAAAGGUUUUGGGCUGCGAUUGGAAGAGGAUAUAUCCAGAGGGCAAUUCCUUAUUGAAUACGUCGGAGAGGUGCUUGAUGUGCAUGCUUAUGAGGCAAGGCAAAAAGAGUAUGCUUCCAAGGGUCACAAACAUUUCUACUUCAUGACAUUGGAUGGCAGCGAGCUUCUAGAUGCUGUGAUAAAAGUACUGGUGGUAAUUGAUGCAUGCGCAAAGGGAAAUUUGGGGCGUUUCAUUAAUCAUAGUUGCGAUCCUAAUUGUCGUACUGAAAAGUGGGUGGUCAAUGGAGAAAUUUGUAUUGGAUUAUUUGCGCUGAGGGAUAUCAUGAAGGGUGAAGAAGUGACAUUUGACUACAACUAUGUAAGAGUGGUUGGAGCUGCUGCCAAAAGAUGCUAUUGUGGUUCACAUCAAUGUCGAGGCUAUAUUGGUGGUGAUCCAACUAGCACUGAAGUAAUUGAUCAAGUUGAUUCGGAUGAAGAAUUUCCUGAACCUGUAAUGCUUGAACACGGGGAAGUUGGAGAUGGCUUAAAACAUAAAACAUCUAAAACCAGUUUCUUUGGAUUAUCAAAAGAUAGGGAAAUGGAAUUCAAAACAGCUGUUGGGAACUUGAAGGUUGGCACCGAAAAUAAGGAUUUGACAAACCAAUUAACUCCUGCCAUUUCUCAAUCACCCAGUGCAUCAGAAAUGAAUGGUCUACGUGGAGAUUUUUCUUCUUCCAGUCAACGAGUAGAAAUCUCCCUUCAGGCUGAAGACGUAACGACCCAACCCACACCUGCAGUUCAGCAAGAGAUUCCUGCAGAAGAAAAUAUGAACAAAUCCUUGCAUUCCAGUCAAAAGUUGAAGACCUCUCCAACUUCAACUCCAACCAAACCAUUGCCUGAUGAUGUUAUGAUUAACAGGAAGUCUAAGUCUGCCACAGCUGAAAACAAGCGUGUUUUUGUGAAAUCUCGUUUUAUUAUUAAAACUCCAAACCAAUCUGGUUUAAUCAAGAAAGGAAAGUCCGCUAGCAAUCUCAUAAACAUAAACAAGGUUCAGACAAUAGCCAACAAACCUCAGAUGCUGCCCAUUAAACCCAAAAAAUUAAUAGAGAGUGCCUCGGAUGACCAUUUUGAAGCAGUUCAGGAGAAACUUAAUGAGUUGUUGGAUUCUGAGGGUGGCAUAAGCAAACGGAAAGAUGCCCCUAAAGGCUACUUGAAACUUCUCCUCCUUACUGCAGCUUCUGGUGCUAUUAGAAAUGGUGAAGCAAUUCAGAGUAAUCGGGAGCUUUCUAUGAUACUUGAUGCACUGUUGAAAACUAGAUCACGGGUGGUACUGAUGGAUAUAAUUAACAAAAAUGGUUUACGGAUGCUUCACAACAUAAUGAAGCAGUACAGAAGGGACUUUAAAAAGAUUCCGAUUCUCCGGAAGCUUCUAAAGGUGCACACAUUGGCAGCUCUGUUAUAUAGAAAUAUCACAACAAGCACUGUUAUUGUGCACCCCAACAUGUGUCAAAUCUCACAUCCUAGUUUUAGAGCAUUUGGCAGUCAAGGAGAUACUUACAUUGGAACAUAUAAGUGGAGGUCCUCCUUGUCCUGGAAUGGAGAGGGAAGGAACCCUGGGCUUCUGAAGCAUACAUUACUGAGCAAAGAUGGGAAGUAUACAAUUGAAGCUACAUUAGAUUUUGUAAAUGAAAAGAACAGUGGCGGCAUUAUAUUAUCUGGUGUAGAAUUAACAAGAAAACGGAGUGGAUUCACCAAGGGAUUGACCUUCAUCUGGAAGCAAAUGAAAACUUGGCAAGAGAAGCUUAUUUUCUGGUUCCUUUUCCCAAGAAGCAAGUCCAUACAAAAUGACAAAAAGGGUAGCAACCUUGGGACAAAUGAAGCUUACGUUACUGAGGAAAGAUGCCAAGCAUACAGUUGA
Dovyalis caffra is the source of this 5946-nucleotide messenger RNA. The record is from the annotation of a GenBank genome assembly. NCBI's taxonomy places the organism in Eukaryota, Viridiplantae, Streptophyta, Magnoliopsida, Malpighiales, Salicaceae.